Molecule: messenger RNA, 1102 nt
Organism: Symphalangus syndactylus (siamang)
Lineage: Eukaryota; Metazoa; Chordata; Mammalia; Primates; Hylobatidae
Product: deoxyuridine 5'-triphosphate nucleotidohydrolase-like
Source: RefSeq, a predicted model, not a curated record
AAGUAACUCUUGUAAUGACGGUCUCAAGUAGUAACUGUUGUAGUGAUGGUCUCAAAUAGUACUUGUGGCAGACAGCCACAAGUGGCACCUGAACAGGGACAAACAGGCACAUCAGGGACAAACAGAGACCUGAAGAAACCUACAGGGAUAAAUAGAGAUAAGUAGGGAUACAUAGAAAAACCACAAGAUAAAUAGAGAUAGAGACAAAUAGAGAUAGGUAGCGAAAGACAGGGAUUUGCAGGAAUUCACAGGAACUAACAGGGACCAUACAGACAGAUGAGAUAGAUAAAGACUAGCAGAGACUAGCAAAGACUAGUAGAGACUAGCAGAAGCCAGCAGAAACUUGCAGGGACAGACAGGGACAGACAGGGUCCUAUAGGGACUUGAACGAGGAAGGUCUGCUGGAACAGAAAAAACUAAAAUCAACCAGAUGAACGAGAAACCCCGUUACAAGUCUGCUGGCAGCAGCAUAAGGUCAGUGCUCUAAAAAGGUACUGGUCAGUGCCCUAGAGAUACAAAGAAUGGGAAGUUUUUGAAUCAGGGUAAGAUGGGGAAUAAUUUUGUUAUUUCUUUUCUCUUUUUUGUUUGGAGUUUGGUACAGACCAUCUUUUUGUUACUAUUUCAGGGUUUGAGAGAAUUUUUUCCCCCACCUACAGCACCUAUCAAGGGUGGUGAACAGGAAAGGGAGGAUGAAAAUUGGCUUGUAAUGUCUUCUUCUGUGGCUGCGGAAAUGCUAGCUUUGACUUUGGCUCUAGCUUUUGAGAAUGCAAAUACGGAUUGCAGAACACCUGGAAGCACAGGAUUAGAUCUCCAAGUCAGAGAAUGGGUUGCGUUAGUUGGAGGAGAUAACCUCACUAAGAUUCCCACUGGUAUUUGGGGACCUUUGCCAACAGGACACAUGGGAUUAAUUUUGGGUAAAAGUCAUCUUAACUUACAGGGAAUUACUGUAGUCCCAGGAGUUGUUGAUUUUGAUUGUGAAGGAGAAAUUCAGAUAGCAGUGGUAAUGUCACAAGAUAUUUGGGUUUUUGAACUGGGAGAAUAUGUUGCUCAACUGUUGCUUAUUCCCUGUAAAUUGCACCCUUCUUCACGAAAGGAGAAAUAA